GACGUGGAAAUGCUAUCGAUCACAAAGUCCAAGAAAGAUCAUCCACUUUUGCAACACAAUGGUUAUUCCUAUCGCCUGGAUAGACUGAACGAGAACACCGGACAGAGGACAUGGAGGUGCUCGAAAAAAAGCUGCAGCGGUCGAGCCACAACAGCGGGGUGGGACAGUGCACUGACCCUCGUCAAGACCACCGGCGAGCACCAGGGUCACCUGCCGAAUCCCGAUGUCUGUCGGGCAGAGGAAGUGAUUGCUGCGGUCAAGGAGAAAGCCAGGACAACCGAUUAUCAACCGCGAAUGAUGAUUGCGCAAGCUACCAGUGGCCUAACAAGUAAGCAGAGAUAUUUCACCAGGAUUCUAACUAAACAAGUUCUUUAGAUAAUCGUGGUCGUCGUCAUCGCAAGGAAUCCUAUAAAUUUAUAGACAACGACCUAAACUAAAAAGGAUAAAAAUAAAAGUUUGUUUUCUCACUCUCUCUCUCCAGCAGCCCCAAAUACUUUCGU
This is a messenger RNA of Ixodes scapularis (black-legged tick), 500 nucleotides long. RefSeq lists its product as uncharacterized. NCBI's taxonomy places the organism in Eukaryota, Metazoa, Arthropoda, Arachnida, Ixodida, Ixodidae. The record is from RefSeq and is a predicted model, not a curated record. The transcript is spliced from 2 exons. Bases 10 to 375 code for a protein of 121 amino acids.